UGCUGGGAAGCAAAAGUUCAAGUCACCGGCUGCUCGGCUGUAUUUCACCCACUCCAAGUCAUCUGUAACUCACCUGGCCGACAUGUACAGCUUGAUGGAACACGAGCUGAAACCAAACGGCCAGCCUCAGACUCAUCAGACCACCGGGAUGUCACCGAUCACCGGCAACCUCACCGGGAGUAUGGGGACCAAUGGGAACUCUCUCCCGAAAACGGCUUGUCCACCUGGAGGCGACCCCAUGGAUAAAGUCAAGAGGCCCAUGAACGCUUUUAUGGUGUGGUCAAGAGGACAGAGGCGGAAGAUGGCCCAGGAGAACCCCAAGAUGCACAACUCCGAGAUCAGUAAGCGACUGGGAGCCGAGUGGAAACUUCUGACCGAUGCUGAGAAGCGGCCGUUCAUCGACGAGGCCAAGAGACUCCGGGCCGUCCACAUGAAGGAGUACCCCGACUACAAAUACAAACCCCGCCGCAAAACCAAGCCGCUGCUGAAGAAGGACGCGCAGGUGGGCAAAUAUCCGCUGUCAGCAGGGAACCUACUGACGGCAGCGGCCCAGAACCAAGGCGGCAGUCCCCGGAUGGAGGGCUACGGCUGGGCUCCCACCGGGGGCUACACUGGCAUGCAGAACGAGGCGCUCAGCUACACGCAGCAGCUGCACCGGUACGACCUGUCCGCCCUCCAGUACCCGCCCGCGAUGACGGCGGCGCAGACGUACAUGAGCGGAGCCAACUCCUACAGUCCCAUGUCAUACAGCAGCAGUCCGCAGCAGCUGAGCCCGGUGAACAUGCCCAUGGUGAAGGCAGAACCGGUGGCCCAUUCGCCCUCAACAGGAACGCCGAACCACCACCGAGGGGCUUUGCAGGGGGAUCUCAGGGACAUGAUCAGCAUGUACAUUCCUGGACCUGGAGGGGAUUCCUCCGAUCCUGCGACUGCACAGAGGGGCUACACCAGUGUCCAGCAGCACUAUCUCAGUGGAACGGUGCCACUUACGCACAUUUAGGACAGAAGUGGGAAUCCUGGGGUGGGAUUGGGAAUGAGAAAAGCAGCCGAUGCACAGGGACUUGAACAAGAGAAUGAGGUGAGGAGUCCUACAGGACGGAGCUAGACCAUUGUAGCUGGUGCAUGUUUUAACCUCAGUCGUUGGGUUUUGGGCUAUUUGACAAAAUAUCCCUUUAUGAGUCUUAGGUUAACGUUCCAGCUUGUUGACAGACGUGACCAGCACACACCAUCCCUCCCUAGUUGCUUGCGGGUUCAGGGCUUACCACUUUGGCUCCCUGGUACAGAGUGCAAGGCUAACCUUUCCCAGCCUCUGUGGUCUUCAUGACUCAUUGUGGACAAUCACUGGUUGACUGCACUUAUUACAAAAGGUUUAACAUGUGCCCUGCAGCCCAGAAUUUUUUGCCACAGAGUCAUUCUUCAAAAAAAAAAAAAACAAACAAAAAAAACCCCGCACAAAUGGAGAUGAGCUUUGGAACCUCCUCCCCCACCACCACUCCCUCAUUUGAUGUCAUUAACUGUUACUGGGGCUAUGAUGAUUCAGAGGCAGAAAAAAUGCACAACUUUUAAAAUCUUGUUAACUUUGUGCACUGGAUUUGGCUUUCCGCUUCUUUCUCCCUUUUUAGAUUUUUCCCAGUUGAAGUCUUGUGUGCUGACGCACCUGUUGGACAAUCGGCACCGGAUCUACAGGAAACCAAGAACAUUCUGAGUUCCAUCUGUGUGUGUCUGAAACAUGGAGCAGGUCCUUGUUCACAUCAAAUCAAUUGAUUCCACUUUUGAAUUUGAGAUGUUUUGUUAUUUUCUGCGUUUGAAUUUUAUUUGCCGUUAGUUUUUUCCUUUUCUUUUUUUUUAGAAUCAUUCUCUGCAUGUAAAUAUCCAUUGUUGUACCAGUGUUAUCACUUUCCUCUGGGCUGGAGUUAAAACAUUUCGGAGAAGUCAUAUUUCUGUUAGUAUAGAAUAAAAGGCUGGACAAACCUCUCUCCUUAAAAAAAAAAAAAAGAUUAAUCAGUUACUAUAUAUAUAUAUUUUGUUUUCCAUCAUUUUUCUAUGAAGUGGAGGUUGUUUCUGGCAGAGCUGGAGUCCGAUCAGCUUGCACACACAGGAUGUUGAAUGUGGUUAAAACACUUCUGCUGGAAACCAAGCAGACACUGGGAAUUAAUACCAAAAGUGUUUGAAAAUCACUUCUGUUACACUAAUAUCUGAAUGUUUACAUUACUACCCACGUAUAUUAAAAGGUAACUUUUAUACUGAAUACUUUGUAGAGUAUGUGUAAGUGUAUGCAAAUGCUGCAUUGUAGAGUCACAGGAAACACUGUUGUAAAUAUUGUCCAUAUUUUUAGGCUCUAAUGCAGAGUCUUGGUUGCUUUUUGAUUAAAACUCUUUUACGGCA
Xiphophorus hellerii (green swordtail) is the source of this 2382-nucleotide messenger RNA. RefSeq names its product SRY-box transcription factor 19b (gene sox19b). Bases 83 to 997 code for a protein of 304 amino acids. Gene Ontology annotation, cellular component: nucleus. Lineage: Eukaryota; Metazoa; Chordata; Actinopteri; Cyprinodontiformes; Poeciliidae. Gene Ontology annotation, biological process: negative regulation of transcription by RNA polymerase II; brain development; neuron differentiation. Gene Ontology annotation, molecular function: DNA-binding transcription activator activity, RNA polymerase II-specific; RNA polymerase II cis-regulatory region sequence-specific DNA binding. The transcript has 2 exons. The record is from RefSeq and is a predicted model, not a curated record.